Molecule: messenger RNA, 1245 nt
Organism: Ostrinia furnacalis (Asian corn borer)
Lineage: Eukaryota; Metazoa; Arthropoda; Insecta; Lepidoptera; Crambidae
Gene: Srrm1
Product: Serine-arginine repetitive matrix 1
Exons: 8
Coding region: 277-1230 (317 amino acids)
Biological process (GO): regulation of mRNA splicing, via spliceosome
Cellular component (GO): spliceosomal complex
Molecular function (GO): RNA binding
Source: RefSeq, a predicted model, not a curated record
CGAAACGAAUCAUUCAUUUCCAAAAUGGCUGUCGAUCACAUUGAUGUGGUGGUUCUUUUUGUGUGAAUUAUUGUAUUUUUACGCUAUGGAAAUGUAAUUUCUUGAGUGUUGACGUGCUUUUACUAUAGUGCAAAGCAGUUACGGACUAUAUAUAAUUUCAAGUGAAUAUAGUUUCGUUUGCGUUGAAGGUUCGGCGUCAUAACGCUUGGCGGGGGCUAACCCUAGCCAUUUUGUCGUAAGGAUUAUACCUAUUGAUUUUUCUGGCAAUCUAACAAGAUGAUGAUGAUGUACACGGGCACGAGCACUGAGCAGGACACCCGCUUCAGCGACAAGGAGAAGAAGCUCAUGAAACAAAUGAAGUUCGGCGAUUGUUUGACACAGCAGGUGGACAUGUCGAAGGUAAAGCUGGAUGUGCUGAAGCCGUGGAUCACACAGAAGAUAACAGAAAUCCUGAAGAUGGAAGACGACGUGGUCAUCGACUACGUCAACAAUCAACUUGAGGAAAAGUUCCCUUGUCCCAAGAAAAUGCAGAUCAAUCUGACUGGAUUUUUGAACGGGAAGAACGCUCGUCUGUUCAUGGGGGAACUGUGGGAGCUUUUACUUAGCGCUCAAGCGAGCGAGAAUGGGAUACCGGAGUCGUUUACGCAGCAGAAAAAGGAAGAGAUAAAAAAGCGUAUGGUGGAAGAACAAAAGGACAAGGAUAGCAAGGACAAAGACAAGGAACGCCGCCGGACGCGCUCGCGGUCCCGGUCGCGGCGUCGCUCGCGAGACCGUCGUCGCUCGCGCUCGAGGUCACGCGACCGUUCCACAGACAGAAAACAUCGCAGCGGGGGAUCGCCACGCCGGUCGCGGAGGCGCAGCCGCGACAAGGGCAGCCCCAGCCGCGACAAGAGCAGCCGCGACAACACCAGCCCGCCGAAGACCGCUGCCGCUGUAGAUGAAAUCAAAGUGCCAGAAGCAAAAGAAAACGGGAAGUCUCCAGAGGUGAAGGAAGAAGUGGCGAAAGAAGAAGUCAAUCAAAACUCCACCACUACUGACCCCGCCCCCGCCGAGAAGGAAACCGAAAAGGAUGAGGAUAAGAAAGACAAACCCGCUGAAGAUGGAAAGAAAUCUAGAUCAGCAUCACCCGCUAAGUCUGCUACAGGCGAAAAACCGGCGGAAGAGAAACCGGCAGAAAAGCCACGGCACACCUCAAGCGACAGACGAUCUUCAUCAGUUUCGUCGCGUUAGUAUUUACAUUUUAUA